Messenger RNA from Lactuca virosa, 5880 nucleotides. Lineage: Eukaryota; Viridiplantae; Streptophyta; Magnoliopsida; Asterales; Asteraceae. The record is from the annotation of a GenBank genome assembly.
AUGUCUUCUUCAAUCUUCUUAUUUUUCUCACCAGCUCUACUAAUCCUCACACUCUCCCCCAUACCAAAUUUUGCUUCUUCUUCUUUACAGGAAGCCAAUGCUCUUCUUAAAUGGAAAACAAGCCUUCAAAUCCCAAACAAUUCCUUGGUUUCUUCAUGGAUUUCCCUCCCUUUGAAUUCCAGUGCAUUAGUUCCAUGCACUUCUUGGUUUGGAGUAGUUUGCAAUGCUGAUGGGAGCACUCAGAGGCUAAGCCUCAGUUCAUGUGGCUUAAACGGUACACUCCACCAAUUUCCAUUCUCUUUGCUACACAAUCUUACAUAUCUUGAUCUCACUAUAAACAACUUCUUUGGCCCCAUCCCACAAGAAAUCCGACUCCUCUCCAAACUUGUAUAUCUUGAUUUUUCAGUGAAUAAGUUUUCUGGAGUAAUCCCACCUGAAAUAGGAAACCUGCGCCAGCUAACCAUCUUAUGCAUAUAUUCAAACAAUAUAUCUGGCACAAUUCCUUCAUCAUUGGGUAAUUUGAAGUCUCUCACUAAGCUUAGUUUGAGUGGUAAUCAACUUAGUGGUUCUAUUCCGUCAACAUUGGGUUAUUUGACAUCUUUGAAUGUCCUUUAUUUGUUCCGAAAUCAACUCUCUGGUCCCAUUCCUAUUGAACUUGGGAAUUUGAAGUCUCUCACUGAUCUUGAGGUGAGCAACAAUCUGCUUAAUGGUUCCAUUCCUUCAUCAUUGGGUAAUUUAACAUCUUUGAAUGUCCUUUAUUUGCACAACAAUCAACUAUCUGGUCCCAUUCCUAUUGAACUUGGGAAUUUGAAGUCUCUCACUGAUCUUGAGGUGAGCAACAAUCAGCUUAAUGGUUCCAUUCCUUCAUCAUUGGGUGAUUUGACAUCUUUGAAUGUCCUUUAUUUGUACUACAAUCAACUCUCUGGUCGCAUUCCUAUUGAACUUGGGAAUUUGAAGUCUCUCACUAAGCUUAGUCUGAGUAACAAUCAACUUAGUGGUUCUAUUCCUUCAUCAUUGGGUGAUUUGACAUCUUUGAAUGUCCUUUAUUUGUUCCGAAAUCAACUCUCUGGUCCCAUUCCUAUUGAGCUUGGGAAUUUGAAGUCUCUCACUAAUCUUGAGGUGGGCAACAAUCAGCUUAAUGGUUCCAUUCCUUCAUCAUUGAGUGAUUUGACAUCUUUGAAUGUCCUUUAUUUGCACCACAAUCAACUCUCUGGUCCCAUUCCUAUUGAACUUGGGAAUUUGAAGUCUCUCACUAAGCUUGGUCUGAGUAACAAUCAACUUAGUGGUUCUAUUCCUUCAUCAUUGGGUUAUUUGACAUCUUUGAAUGUCCUUUAUUUGUACUACAAUCAACUCUCUGGUCCCAUUCCUAUUGAACUUGGGAAUUUGAAGUCUCUCACUGAUCUUGAGGUGAGCAACAAUCUGCUUAAUGGUUCCAUUCCUUCAUCAUUGGGUAAUUUAACAUCUUUGAAUGUCCUUUAUUUGCACCACAAUCAACUCUCUGGUCCCAUUCCUAUUGAACUUGGGAAUUUGAAGUCUCUCACUGAUCUUGAGGUGAGCAACAAUCAGCUGAAUGGUUCCAUUCCUUCAUCAUUGGGUGAUUUGACAUCUUUGAAUGUCCUUUAUUUCGACCAAAAUCAACUCUCUGGUCCCAUUCCUAUUGAACUUGGGAAUUUGAAGUCUCUCACUAAGCUUGGUCUGAGUAACAAUCAACUUAGUGGUUCUAUUCCUUCAUCAUUGGGUGAUUUGACAUCUUUGAAUGUCCUUUAUUUGUUCCGAAAUCAACUCUCUGGUCCCAUUCCUAUUGAGCUUGGGAAUUUGAAGUCUCUCACUAAUCUUGAGGUGGGCAAUAAUCAGCUUAAUGGUUCCAUUCCUUCAUCAUUGGGUGAUUUGACAUCUUUGAAUGUCCUUUAUUUCGACGAAAAUCAACUCUCUGGUCCCAUUCCUAUUGAACUUGGGAAUUUGAAGUCUCUCACUAAGCUUGGUCUGAGUAACAAUCAACUUAGUGGUUCUAUUCCUUCAUCAUUGGGUGAUUUGACAUCUUUGAAUGUCCUUUAUUUGUUCCGAAAUCAACUCUCUGGUCCCAUUCCUAUUGAGCUUGGGAAUUUGAAGUCUCUCACUAAUCUUGAGGUGGGCAACAAUCAGCUUAAUGGUUCCAUUCCUUCAUCAUUGGGUGAUUUGACAUCUUUGAAUGUCCUUUAUUUGCACCACAAUCAACUCUCUGGUCCCAUUCCUAUUGAACUUGGGAAUUUGAAGUCUCUCACUAAGCUUGGUCUGAGUAACAAUCAACUUAGUGGUUCUAUUCCUUCAUCAUUGGGUGAUUUGACAUCUUUGAAUGUCCUUUAUUUGUUCCGAAAUCAACUCUCUGGUCCCAUUCCUAUUGAGCUUGGGAAUUUGAAGUCUCUCACUAAUCUUGAGGUGGGCAACAAUCAGCUUAAUGGUUCCAUUCCUUCAUCAUUGGGUGAUUUGACAUCUUUGAAUGUCCUUUAUUUGCACCACAAUCAACUCUCUGGUCCCAUUCCUAUUGAACUUGGGAAUUUGAAGUCUCUCACUAAGCUUGGUCUGAGUAACAAUCAACUUAGUGGUUCUAUUCCUUCAUCAUUGGGUGAUUUGACAUCUUUGAAUGUCCUUUAUUUGUUCCGAAAUCAACUCUCUGGUCCCAUUCCUAUUGAGCUUGGGAAUUUGAAGUCUCUCACUAAUCUUGAGGUGGGCAACAAUCAGCUUAAUGGUUCCAUUCCUUCAUCAUUGGGUGAUUUGACAUCUUUGAAUGUCCUUUAUUUCGACGAAAAUCAACUCUCUGGUCCCAUUCCUAUUGAACUUGGGAAUUUGAAGUCUCUCACUAAGCUUGGUCUGAGUAACAAUCAACUUAGUGGUUCUAUUCCUUCAUCAUUGGGUGAUUUGACAUCUUUGAAUGUCCUUUAUUUGUUCCGAAAUCAACUCUCUGGUCCCAUUCCUAUUGAGCUUGGGAAUUUGAAGUCUCUCACUAAUCUUGAGGUGGGCAACAAUCAGCUUAAUGGUUCCAUUCCUUCAUCAUUGGGUGAUUUGACAUCUUUGAAUGUCCUUUAUUUGCACCACAAUCAACUCUCUGGUCCCAUUCCUAUUGAACUUGGGAAUUUGAAGUCUCUCACUAAGCUUGGUCUGAGUAACAAUCAACUUAGUGGUUCUAUUCCUUCAUCAUUGGGUGAUUUGACAUCUUUGAAUGUCCUUUAUUUGUUCCGAAAUCAACUCUCUGGUCCCAUUCCUAUUGAGCUUGGGAAUUUGAAGUCUCUCACUAAUCUUGAGGUGGGCAACAAUCAGCUUAAUGGUUCCAUUCCUUCAUCAUUGGGUGAUUUGACAUCUUUGAAUGUCCUUUAUUUGCACCACAAUCAACUCUCUGGUCCCAUUCCUAUUGAACUUGGGAAUUUGAAGUCUCUCACUAAGCUUGGUCUGAGUAACAAUCAACUUAGUGGUUCUAUUCCUUCAUCAUUGGGUGAUUUGACAUCUUUGAAUGUCCUUUAUUUGUUCCGAAAUCAACUCUCUGGUCCCAUUCCUAUUGAGCUUGGGAAUUUGAAGUCUCUCACUAAUCUUGAGGUGGGCAACAAUCAGCUUAAUGGUUCCAUUCCUUCAUCAUUGGGUGAUUUGACAUCUUUGAAUGUCCUUUAUUUGCACCACAAUCAACUCUCUGGUCCCAUUCCUAUUGAACUUGGGAAUUUGAAGUCUCUCACUAAGCUUGGUCUGAGUAACAAUCAACUUAGUGGUUCUAUUCCUUCAUCAUUGGGUUAUUUGACAUCUUUGAAUGUCCUUUAUUUUUACUACAAUCAACUCUCUGGUCCCAUUCCUAUUGAACUUGGGAAUUUGAAGUCUCUCACUGAUCUUGAGGUGGGCAACAAUCAGCUUAAUGGUUCCAUUCCUUCAUCAUUGGGUGAUUUGACAUCUUUAAAUGUCCUUUAUUUCGACGAAAAUCAACUGUCUGGUCCCAUUCCUAUUGAACUUGGCAAUUUGAAGUCUCUCAUUCGUCUUCAGGUUAGAGGGAAUCAGCUUAGUGGUUCCAUUCCUUCAUCAUUGGGUGAUUUGACAUCUUUAAAUGUCCUUUAUUUCGACGAAAAUCAACUGUCUGGUCCCAUUCCUAUUGAACUUGGGAAUUUGAAGUCUCUCACUAAUCUUGGUUUGAGUGACAAUCAACUUAGUGGUGCCAUUCCUUCAUCACUAGGAAACCUCAGCAAGCUACAGACUCUGUACCUUCACACAAAUAAACUAUUUGGUUCGAUUCCACUAGGAUUGGGAAGUCUAGAGACACUUGAGCUGUCAAAUAAUCAUUUUUCUGGCCAUUUACCAGUAGAUUUGUGCCAUGGGGGAAAGCUUCAGAAGUUCACAAUAAAUGCUAAUCAUCUCACUGGGCCUAUUUCAAGAGGCUUACGGAAUUGUCCCAGCUUAAUUAGGGCUCAUUUUGAUCAAAAUCAAUUCAUUGGAGUUAUAUCCAAUAGCUUUGGCAUCUAUCCACGCUUAAAAUAUCUUGAUAUCAGUCACAAUAAUUUUCAUGGGCAGCUUUCUCAAAACUGGAGUAAAUGCAAGAAUUUGACAGCCUUAAUGAUGGCAUAUAACAACAUCAGUGGUAGCAUACCACCAGAGUUUGGAAAUUCAACUCAACUACAAAGGCUUGAUCUUUCUUCCAAUCAUCUGGUAGGUGAAAUCCCAAAGGAGUUCGGGAAGAUGAUAUGUAUGCUGAAUUUGUCCUUGGCUAAUAACCAACUUUCAGGUAUUAUACCUCCAGAGCUCGGAUUUUUAGAACUCCUUGAAGUACUCGAUCUAUCUGCAAAUAGAUUGAUUGGGUCAAUACCAAAAAGUAUUAGUCAAUGGGAACAUAUCCACUACUUGAAUCUUAGUAAUAACAUGCUCGGUGACAAAAUUCCAUCUGAGAUUGGCAAAUUAGUUCAACUUACAGAAGUUGAUUUAUCUCAGAAUUUGCUCACUAAAGAGAUACCAUUUGAAGUUCAAAGUUUGAAAAAUCUACAAAAGUUGAAUCUUUCUCACAAUAGACUAUUUGGUUCUAUUCCUAACGCUUUUACAAGUUUGCCCAAUGGGAUUGACAUCGACCUGUCCAAAAAUGAGCUCACAGGUCCAGUUCCGCUUUGCUCCAACUUUUUGAAUGCAUCCUUACAAGGCAAUCCAGGUCUGUGUGGUAAUUUUACAGGACUAAAAUUUUGUGCAAAUCAAAUCUCGAAGAAGAAAAAUGAUCCCAUUCAUCAUCAACUCAUCCUUGUAAUUAUGCUCCCUCUUAUCGGGGCAACUUUACUUGGUUUUGUCAUGUGUGGCCUCAUUGCUUAUCGAAAACAAAAGAGACAUUCUCCACAGAAACCAUUGGAUAAUGAAGGUGGUGGUUACUUCUCCAUAACAAAUUUUGAUGGAGGAGUAGCGUAUGAUGACAUCUUGAAAGCAACGGACAAUUUUGAUGAAGCAUAUGCUAUUGGGACCGGAGGAUAUGGGACUGUGUACAAAGCCCAGCUACAACCUAACAAUGUGGUAGCUGUCAAGAAACUUCACUCAUCAUCAUCUGAGAAUGUUGAUCAAAAUGGAUUCCUUAAUGAGGUACGAGCAUUAACGAACAUAAGGCAUCGAAACAUAGUGAAACUUUAUCGAUAUUGCUCACAUGCCCGCCACUCGUUUUUGAUUUAUGAGUACCUUGAAAAGGGAAGCCUUGGAUCAAUCUUAAGAAGUGAUGUCUUAGCAAAAGAAUUGGAUUGGUUGAAAAGGGUCAAUAUUGUAAAGGCUAUAGCUAAUGGUUUGGCUUAUAUGCAUCACGACUGCUCACCUCCUAUAAUUCAUAGAGACAUUUCCAUUGCCAACAUCCUUCUUGAUUCCGAUUAUAAGGCUGUAGACAAAUCGACUACAAUAAAUAAUCGAUAA